This is a messenger RNA of Penicillium olsonii, 1449 nucleotides long. The record is from the annotation of a GenBank genome assembly. Lineage: Eukaryota; Fungi; Ascomycota; Eurotiomycetes; Eurotiales; Aspergillaceae.
AUGUCACAGCUUUCAACAGUCACGAGAUAUGCGAGUCCCAACGAGCGCCGCACUAUCAGUCGCGAAGACGUCGGUUUCUACCAUGCCCUAGUGAUCGGAGCCAUUUAUGAAAUUCCAAGCGAUGUUGUAGAUAUCAAGUCAGCUCGCUCAUUUGUUUCGCCCCUAGAAUGCUGUCUUCGAGAGCAACCUUAUCUCGCCGUCGUUGUCAAGGACAGACAUACUGAGCAGCCAUUCUACGAGACAUGUUCGAGCGUCAACCUCGAACAUCAUAUUUCUGUCAUUGAAAACGAUAUCAGCGCCGAUGGAGAUAAUGCCACCAUACAGCAAUACCUGCCGGGAAUUCUUGACAGACCAUGGCCCGCAGACCUACCACCUUGGCGAAUCGUUGCCAUUCCUCUCGCGUCACAAGAUCCCAGGCUGACCCGAUUUUUUGUUGCAUUUGCUUUUUCGCAUGCUCUCGGUGAUGGUAUGGUUGGGGUCACCUUCCAUCGCGCCUUUUUGAACGCUCUUCGGAAAUCUCCUGGUUCCAAUGACAGCUCGUUCUUGGUGACCCUCCCAAGCAAGAAGCUUGCAGAGCCCUUUGACACGCCAGAAAGACUCCCCAUAUCAUGGAGCUUCCUCCUAGGGCCUUUGAUCGCAGUAUACUUGCCAAAAUUCCUUGCAAAGCUGCUUGGUCUCCGCGCUGCUGCAAGCACGGUAGACGCCGGCACUUGGAUUGGUUCGCCGAUGUUCUUCGAUCCGACCCCCAAGGAAAACAGCAGGGUACAACUUCUCGAAAUUGAAGCUCCUCUGGUCCGAAAUGCUCUCAACGUCUCGAGGAGCCACGACACCAAACUCACUGGAACGAUGCAUCAAAUGAUUAUACGGGCUUUGAGCAAGGCCAUUCCUGACACUAGCAUCACCAACUUUGUGUCCGCCACACCGGUUGAUAUGCGAGCGUCUGUUGGCAUACCAGGUCUGACAUGGGGACUGUUCGUGUCUGGGUAUUAUGGUGUGCAUGCCCGUCCAUCCGACGCGUCAGGACCUGCAUUGCCCAAUGAGCUGUGGGAAGCUGCUAGCGCGAUGACAAAAUCAAUCUCCGCCUGUGCUGCAACCCUUCAGGACCAAGCGAUCGGCUUGUUAAGAUACCUUCCUGGGAUUCGGAAGUGGACCUUGAGUAAACUGGGCCAGCAGCGGGACUCGUCAUACGAGCUGAGCAACCUGCUUGCGUUUGACAACUUCGAUGAGAAAGGCGAUCGAUACAGAGUCUCUAAGAUGGUGUUCUCGCAGCCUGGCAAUGUUACCAGUGCCCCACUGGUGUUCAAUGUAAUCAGCGUCAAAGGGGGCAGUCUGACGUGCACGGUUAGUUGGCAAGCCGGAGCGCUGGGCAUACCGCUCGAAAGUGAGCGUUCAUUCGUCGAUGGGAUUUGUCUCUCAAUCCGAAAUGAUUUCGAGACCAUGGUCGAGUAG